AUGUGUCCAAGGUACUCCACCGAAUCCAAAAAGAAUGAGCACUUUGCCUUCUUGAGGGUGAGCCCAGCUUUUGACAAUCUGGUAUCCCUUGCAAUAGAUUUUCCAUCACUCGUUGAAAAAUUGAUGGUGCGGACGAAACUCCAAAAGAGAUCCAAAGCUGAUACCUUCAACUUGGUUGAGUUUUUCCAAGCCCUAUACCCAAGAAGCAAGCGACUCCACUAUGGGAUGCUGUUUUUAGACUGUGUCAGCAGUGGUUGGGGGAGGAAGAGAGGGUGGUGGUGUACAGAGCGUGAAGAUAGGGAGGGGCUAGUACCACACACACUCCUCUAUAUAGUGGCAAGAUCUCUUACUGAUGGAGCUCUGGCUGCUGAUGUCAAGAGGGUGUGGUCGAUGAGACAAGCAUUCCUUCUACUGGACUUUGAGGAUAUUUCAGCCGAGCCAUUCAAAGCCAUGUUACUAUCAGCCACACUGCAACCACUCUAUAUUAAUACUGAAGAAGGCCGCAAGUUCUUGAGUUUCCUGUUUGGUAUGCAUCCGUCCUUUGUAGAGGACCUCCACCAAACCAUCAAGUACCAAAUACCAUACAUGUCUAAGGAGGUGUAUUUGAGGGCGUGGCGUCUGUCCUCUGGGCCGUACCUCCGUCAGAUAGAGGAACAAUGUCUGCAAGACCUCAUGUUCUCGGCAGUACACGCCCCCAGGCUGGGUCAACACUCCUUGUUUAACUCUCUCAGAAAGGUCAGUAUAUAGUUGUGCUAUUAUAACCUCUCUAAAAAGACUGCAUUUAGGAAUCAUAAUAAUUAUUAUGCAGUUGUAGAAGAUUGUAAUUUUAGCACAUGUGUAUGACCAAGGGCGUAUAAGAGAAGAGGGCAUGUAAUUACUCGCAUGCACUACUCUCAGACUCACCAAACUUCAUACUGUAAGAAAUGCCCACAA
This is a messenger RNA of Halichondria panicea, 933 nucleotides long. RefSeq names its product condensin-2 complex subunit G2-like. Gene Ontology annotation, biological process: mitotic sister chromatid segregation. The record is from RefSeq and is a predicted model, not a curated record. Lineage: Eukaryota; Metazoa; Porifera; Demospongiae; Suberitida; Halichondriidae. Gene Ontology annotation, cellular component: condensin complex; nucleus. Bases 1 to 747 code for a protein of 248 amino acids. The transcript has 7 exons.